Molecule: messenger RNA, 2742 nt
Organism: Rhopalosiphum maidis (corn leaf aphid)
Lineage: Eukaryota; Metazoa; Arthropoda; Insecta; Hemiptera; Aphididae
Exons: 5
Coding region: 983-2647 (554 amino acids)
Molecular function (GO): oxidoreductase activity
Source: RefSeq, a predicted model, not a curated record
UCGGCGGCAGUAGUAUACGCGUCCCCGGACAUAACGUCCGUCCGCCGGUUGUGUCCGCUCGCGUCGUUCCCUACAUAUAUUGCCGCGUAUAAUAUAUAUAUAUAUAUAUAUAUAUGUAUACACCUAUAUAUCGUACACGACGUAUGUGGACCGCAAACCCGUAGUGCAGCAGUAGUAUAACAUAUACAUAGGAUACGGCUAACGAAAUUUCACUUAUAAUAUUACAUUAUAUAGGAAUACGUAUAUAGACGUUUGCGCGGGGUGCGUGUAAACACACGGACAACAGUUGUCUAUUGCGUGAGACCACAACGAUUGUUUUCAACAGACCACGACGUCGGGGUGCAAGUUGAUGUGUGUGCAAAAACCGUAAACGGUUUUUCUUAUCUUAUACGUAAUUAUUCAAUAUAUAUAUAUAUAUUAUACGUAUACAAUCCGUUCGUAUUACACAUCACUGCACGUGCGAGGAAUAUCCGGCAACGCGUACCAUCGACUUUAAAUGAGUUACCGUGGGUCGCAACAGCGGCGUAGGAGGGCAAUCGUCUCGUGUUCCACAAAUACAUCGUUCCCCCGGUACACCGGCGGUGGCGGUACGACACCGACGCGAACGGCGGCUUUAGAGGGUGGUAGGUAGUGCGUCUGCAUCAGCAUCCGCGACGAUCUCGUCAGAAUCAGCCGAUACGACCGCCGCGUUGUAUAUACGCUGCACACUAUUGCUCACGACGCAACGCUUAGUGCUCAAUAAUAUAACUGUAACCAAACCAUUUUCAAUCUCAAAUAUAAUUUAAAUACAAAUAUAUAUAUAUAUAUAUAUAUUAUUAUAAUAUUAUACGAUCGUCGCGAGCCACACGUAUAUAAUUUAUAAUAUAGGUGUACACCAGUAUACAUAUAUAUAAUAUAUCACACAAGCCACUGUGCAUUUCCAGUGCCUACCGAUAAUAUAUUUUAAAAUAUUUAUACGGCGUUCAUAUUACCGAGCGUUUCGAUGGACAACCAAAACAACAGCACCACCACCACUUUCCUGCCACCUCCCAUCGACGGCGAGGCGUCGGCGCCGCUCGCGCAACCCGACGACGAUUUCGUGGUGCCCCUAUCAGCGGCCGGUACCCCCAAUACGCCGGCCGACGACGGCGGCACCGGAUCUACCGUGUCGCCCGUGACUCCUGUCCACCUCAACCGUCAACCGCACGGCGCGAUGAUGAUGGACGACGAUCAGGCGGCCACCGGCGCCGCCGAUAGCGGUGCGACGGACGACAGCUCCGUUCUGUUGCCGCCGCCCGACGAGACGGACAACGAAGAAAAACCGAACAAAGACAAUGCGGACGAUGAAGACAACGGCGGCGACAACAACGACAACAGGACCGGCGAAGACGACGACCAGGUGCCCGUUUUGGCCAUGUCAGGCAUUCUACCGGCCACGGCUAGUGGCGGUGGCUCGAUUUCCGACUCGAAGAAAAACGCCGGCGGACCGAACGACUCGCUGACCGGUGGAGGAACCGGGACCGGAAACGGAGAAAAUAAGUCCAAAGAGAAAUCACGCUAUACAACUGGUAGCGGUACAGGAGCCGGUACAGAUGUGGAAGAUUCCGGAACAAACAGUCCGCAGGCAGCUUUGGGAUGUGGAACUACGUUUGAAUACGUAGUACUAGUAACGGCGUGCUCAAUUUUGCUAUUAGCUGUCACUGGCACUACCGUUUACUGGACCAUGGCCUAUCGAGGCGGAUACGACCCCAACUGGUUUCCCUGGCCACCGCAGACCCCGAAGCAAAUGUUAUCCGUAGGCGUGUUUACUUAUAAGCACCCGCAAAACUUCACUGCCAGUGGCAGCGAUAUUAGUACGACAACAAUUGCAACAACGACCACGACGGAACAACAACAAUCUUCGCAGUUAAACAUAUCGUCUUUAAACAUUUUGAUCGAAGAUCGACGGUUCAACUUGCAUCCAACCCUGAUGACGGUCGGUUUCGUCACUUUAACCGGAUUCUCUAUAUUGGUGUACAGAAUGGCAGCUGGAUGUUCGACUUCGUGCAGGGGAACUUAUGUGAAAUUAACCCACGGACUAUUGCAUUUGGCUACUGUACCGUGUGUGGUUUUGGGAGCUGUGGCCGCUAUGGAAUAUCAUCGUUUGAAAGGCUUACCGCAUUUGUAUUCGUUACACAGUUGGAUGGGAUUAUUGACUGUUUCGCUUUUUGUAAUUCAGUUCACUCUUGGAUUGUUCACGUUCGUUGUGCUGUUGUGUUGUCGCGGCGCAACGGCUGUGUGUCGCUUACGAUGUUUUGCGCCCAUACAUGCCACCCUGGGACUGUGCACGUUCACAUUGGCCAUAGCUACCUGUCUCACCGGACUUCAGCAACGCGCUGAUUUCUCGAUAUUCAGCAAUAAUAAUGGAGACAGUAAACAGACAAUAUCCGAGUUGAUCAAACAAAAGUUACACUUGAACAAGGAACCGGUAGUGGUUAAUGUGUUGGCCGUCUUGCUAGUAUCUGUGUUGGUUAUUGUGUCGUACACGAUACGCCGAGAGUCACUGAAGCGGAGGCCCAACAACAAACCAUCAUACACGGCGACAGUGAGUCCACUCCGCAUAAAAUCUUCGUCGUCGUCUACCGGAAAAUUUGGAUCGGGAAAGCAAUCGUCGCAGCCUCCGGUUUGAGGUGCAUAUACACGUCAUUCCGCAACUAUUUCUGCCAUAACUUCUAUAUUUAAAACAAACAAAAUACAAUUAAUAACAAAAGUACAACAAAUUGU